Messenger RNA from Ornithodoros turicata, 1610 nucleotides. RefSeq lists its product as uncharacterized. Gene Ontology annotation, cellular component: extracellular region. Gene Ontology annotation, molecular function: chitin binding. The transcript is spliced from 4 exons. Bases 170 to 787 code for a protein of 205 amino acids. Lineage: Eukaryota; Metazoa; Arthropoda; Arachnida; Ixodida; Argasidae. The record is from RefSeq and is a predicted model, not a curated record.
GCAUUACGUCACCUCCAGGGGUGGGGAGGGGAUGCUAUAAAAAUCCUUGCUAAGGCAAAGGACGUGAAUCAAGAAGCAUGUGUAUGGCGAAAGGGAAAGUGCUCGUAGGAUAACAGUCAGUGCCAGAGGUUUAUCGUCGAAGCAGGUAUCAAGACCGCAAGUUCCAAGAAUGAGGAUACUUUUAUUUGCCGCGUUAGCGACAGCAGCAGCGGUCGCAGUGGCGUUGCCCAGGACCAAACGGCAAGCUUACCACCUUCCAGACGGAGCCGAAUUGAUAGUUGGCAACAUUGUGACCAGCUUCCGCUGUCAAGGCGACGGCUACUACGCCGACAUUGACAAUGACUGUAAGAUCUUCCAUGUCUGUACGAAAGUCACGCAUGCAGACGGCUACACGGAAAUGCUUCAGCACAGCUUCUUCUGCGGUAACCUCACCGUCUUCAAUCAACUUAGCUUCACUUGCGCCCACGAAGACGACGCCGUGCCAUGUCAAAACGCAGCAGACUUUUUCUACCUCAACGGUAACUUGGGAGACGAAAACGCGCUCUUCCUGAACGACGACGAUGUCCAGAGAGCUGCGGAUAUCAUUACCGGGGGCCAUCGCGGUGACCAGGCGCGACCUCCCCCUCCUGUGGCGCCACCUGCCCCGGAACCGCAGCCAGUACCGCCUCCACCAUCGCGUCCGAUACCUCAACGUACACCUCCUCGAGGACCCCCAAGAGGACCUCCACCAACGCAAGCUCGUCCGCCGCCACCCAGAAGGCCGCAGUUUGGUGCAAGGCUUGGCUGAGGAUUGUUCGUCGAAGGACGGAGGGAAGUUCGAUCGUUCAAGCACUUCUUCUUUGCUACACAAAAGUCAUUUCUGUGACAAGCGUAAUGAUGUACAAUGUGUCAAAAAGACAGUUUUUAUGUUCAUUUCAACAUUCAUUAUCUUGUUCACCACUACGAUACGGAUGAAGUAAAUGAUACCCUCUUUGAAUAAAUAUCGAAGGUUGUCAACUGCAGAUCUGCCGCAGUGUCAAACACAAAUGCGUUCAUUGUCCGCUCUUACAUGAUCGAUGUACUAUCGCAACAUUUUACAGCAAGCUGUCGUACAUCAUGCAAUGCACGUAUUUUUAGGAGCAAUACAAGCUAUACACGUAAAGCAGCAAUGACUAUAACCUAACGCUUCGAAUGCGUGUUCAUGGUUCUCAUAGCGAAACCGAUGAAAGUUGCUUGCAGCUUGCCCCACUUCAUCGAUAGUGCACACAACAAGCUAUUUUGGUAUAUCGGCCGUCAUCCAGUACACGGUUCUAUAGAAAUGCGCCACCAUUGCUGCACCGUACCGUGCUGGAUUCAUGGGGACGUAGAGUUACGAAGCCAGUUUGGGAACAUACAUACGUACCGCAGUGACGAACGAUGAGGCACUAUGUUCUUCCUUCCAACAACCCUUCAAUGCACACUGCCAUUAGACUAGCUACAAUACUGCUGUUCACCUGAGCCUUUGUAGGGACGCGUCUGUUCCUACAACUUCUGUAUCAAUGUCCGUUCAGGAUAAUAGAUGUUUUACGCUGUGACAUGUUCUUCAUAUUACGAAGUUUCACGUCGAAAUAAAAACGCUAUUUACUGUUUUA